Amaranthus tricolor (Joseph's coat) is the source of this 1890-nucleotide messenger RNA. RefSeq lists its product as uncharacterized. NCBI's taxonomy places the organism in Eukaryota, Viridiplantae, Streptophyta, Magnoliopsida, Caryophyllales, Amaranthaceae. Bases 1 to 1890 code for a protein of 629 amino acids. The transcript is spliced from 4 exons. The record is from RefSeq and is a predicted model, not a curated record.
AUGAUGUAUGGAUAUUUUGUCGAGAAGUUUCUUCUGUUUUGUUUUGACAAUAUGGCUGCAUUUUAUCUGAUCAAAGAUGCUGACUACUGGUGGACACAUAGUAAGGUAAGGCUAAUAGAGGACAAUGAUGGUGAAUUAAGCUGGGAACGUUUUAAGGGAGCGUUAAGGGAUCAAUUCUACCCACCUCACGUGAGGAAGGAUAUGUUAAACGAGUUUGCUAGGUUUGAAAUGGGGAAUUUAACAGUGGAUGAGUAUUAUCAGAAAUUUAUGGAAUUUCUGAAGUUUUGCCCCGAGGACGUCCCGACUGAAACAAAGAAAAUGCAAUGCUUCGAACUGAGUUUAUCGUACGAGAUUCAAAAACAUAUUGAGACCGAUAUGUACGAUACUUUAGACCAGUUAUAUAAGAGGGCAGCCCAGAGAGGAAAUGUUAUUAGGAAGGAGCAGGAGAAGUUGGCCCAUAGUGGGGACAAGAGGAGGGAACCUAUGUUCCAAACUGAAGAGAGCGGGAGUAAUCAUGCACAAAACCACUUUAAGAAACACAAAACCUAUGGGGGUUAUCAAGAAAAAGUGUACCAGCCAGGACAGCCAAGUAAAGGUGGGAGGGGGUCGACAUCUGAGGUCAGGAUACAGAAACCACUAUAUGACCGCAAUGGAAAGGAAAGAAUUUAUAACUGUAGGAGAUGCCAGAAAAAUCAUCCAGGGAGAGAAUGUCGGGGAGCAUUAGUGGACUGUUCAUACUGUGGUAAAUCGGGUUCUUUUUGCAUCAAUUCAAAAAUUAAAGACUUAGGAUUGGAAAAUUCCGAGAAAACAUCUUUCUCAGUCGCUAUACCUUCCGGAGAGACCUUUCAUUGUAGUAUGUUAUUUCGUGGGGUGUCGGUCAAUAAAGGAAAGACAAAAUUCUCAAGUGAUUUUUUUUCUUUGAAAAUGGAAGGUCGAGAUGUAAUCCUUGGAAUGGAUUGGAAGCUUCCCAAGGGACCCAAGGUAAAAACCGUGUCGUCCUUAGAAGCAAGGAAGCUAAUCAAGCGGGGACAACCGUGGUUUUUGUGUAGUAUAAGUAAGGUGGAGGUGCGGAAGGUUCGAAUUGAUGAUAUUCCUGUAGUCCGUGACUUCAAGGAUGUAUUUCCAGAAGAAAUUCUAGGCAUGCCACCGAAAAGAGACGUAGACUUUUCAAUUGAUUUGGUGCCUGAGACAGGGCCAAUUUCAAAAGCCCCUUAUCGUAUGGCUCCAAAGGAAAUGGAAGAAUUGAAGGUGGAAUUAGAGGAUUUGUUAGAAAAGGGUUAUAUAAGACCUAGCAUCUCUCCCUGGGGAGCCUCGGUAUUAUUUGAGAGGAAAAAGGAUGGAACGAUGCGUCUCUGUAUUGAUUUUAGAGAACUCAAUAAAGUCACUAUUAAGAAUAAAUAUCCAUUACCACGGAUUGGUGAUCUUUUUGAUCAGUUGCAAGGGGCGGGAGUCUUUUCUAAGAUUGAUUUACGGUCAAGAUAUCACCAGUUGCGCAUUAAGGUGGAGGAUAUUAAUAAGUCAGCUUUCCGAACCAGAUAUGGACAUUUUGAAUUCAUUGUAAUGCCUUUUGGAUUAACCAAUGCACCCGCUGCAUUUAUGGGGUUGAUGAAUAGAGUUUUUAAUGCAUAUCUUGAUAAGUGUGUAGCGGUGUUUAUUGAUGAUAUCUUGGUAUAUUCUAAGAGUCGUGAAGAACAUCAAGAACAUUUAAGGCUAGUCUUGCAAAUUCUUCGAGAAAAUGAAUUAUAUGCUAAGUUUUCGAAGUGCGAAUUCUGGUUAGAACAGGUGGCUUUUCUAGGUCACCUUGUUUCUAAAGAGGGGAUCUCUGCUGAUCCGGCAAAGAUAGAAGCAGUCCGAGACUGGCCUACACCCCGAAAUGUUACGGAUAUUUGA